This is a messenger RNA of Jatropha curcas, 1005 nucleotides long. Its product is annotated as plant/protein. The record is from RefSeq and is a predicted model, not a curated record. NCBI's taxonomy places the organism in Eukaryota, Viridiplantae, Streptophyta, Magnoliopsida, Malpighiales, Euphorbiaceae.
GUCGAAUAAAGCAUUUCGUCAGAAGGAAUCAUGAAAUUUGGGUGAUGAUAUUUUUGGGGCUGAAGAAUAAGAAAAUGAAUAGAGAACGGGUGUAAUGGGAUAAAAUUUGUGAAGAGAGCGACAACUUUUGAGGUUAUGGCAGUUGUAUCCUCCCAUUAGCCAUCAUCUUUAAGUGAAGGGCUCCAUUUUCCUUCAAAAAUCUGCAUCUCCAUCCUGAGUAGCUUGUUCUAGUCUGUUUAAGAUCGAUGAUGGCCAGUUAUUCACAGCUGCAAAGCACAGGAAUGCUAUCAAGGGAACAAUUGCUUAUUCUUUUCGAUCGCUUUUCUCAACUCACUUCUCAGCCUGAUGUGAAGAAAAGAAUUGCCGAUGCUGUGAAUGAUAAACAGGAAGCUGUUGCUGUGACCACUGCAAUUCAGGAAGCCAUAUUUUUGGAGAUGAGGAUAGAUCCAAGUUUUGGUAUUUCAUGCCUUGGGAAAGUGAACAAGGUUUAUGAGAAUGAUCAAGAUUUGAUGGUUCGCUUUUAUAAAUUUGUUGCAAAUGAAGAGAUGGCCUGUGAUGAAGCUGAGCUUGGACCCGAUGAGUUCAGUGAAAAAAUGCAGAAUCAACAGAAGUUACAGGAACAGCAACUGGAGAUGCUAAAGCACAUGCGCAAAUUUCACCUGGAUGACCAAUCUGCAAUUCUUGAAAAGUUGCAGCAGCAGAUGCAAAAUGCCAGUUUUGUGGGUGAGGCAUCAGUCAUGUCACCAGAACAAAUUCAGGAUAUUGUUCGAAGGAGAGUAUCACCUUUAUUUACACCAAGGUAGAUUAGAACUUGUUUAUCUUAUCAAUUAGUCUUAUUUCAAUUUGGUCUGCGACACUCUGUAUUUUCUUCAUGUAAACCAUUGUUUGUCGCAGCAAAUGCUUGCCAUCUAGAAUGGAACUUCUCUGCUUCGAGUUUUCUCAUUUUGUUAUGUUGCUUUAUUUCUUAUAUGAUAAAGAUUGAUAAUGAGUGUUUUUUUGGUUAAA